CUUCUGUAAUCUAAAAUGGAUAAAAUUUGUUAUUUUAUACCUUGCAGCACAGAGAUCGGCAGUCCAACCUGUACUAAACUGUCUAAUAAAAUUCCUCCCAUUGUUUAUAACCAUCUCUUUCAUGAAAGUUUAUUUCAUUCACUUGCAACAUUUACUGACAUCGCAUUGCAGUACAUUUGGAUAACAGAAGGAGGAAGGAUGGCUGUACUUAUAAUCACUUUGAUAAUAGCUACAAUGUUUGGAGUGAAUGCUGAUGAAUAUCGGCCAACAUCCGAGGCGGUCAGGUCGGUUAAAGUAGACGAUCCUGAUGGAACGAACACGAAGCAUAGUAAUUCCAAUCCUCCUAUCUCGAACACAGAGAGAGUGCUAAGACCACUGGAUUCUGAGUCAAGAGACCUUUUACAGAAAUUUGACGAUUUUCUCUUCAGCAACUUAGAAAACCUAUACUAUCGCUUCAGUAAUGCUUUUCAAGACGCCACGAAGCGAGCAUUAAAAAAAUGUGGCUGUGAUGUUGGUGCUCCCAUUGCCAGCCGUUCAACUCAAUAACCGGAAGUGACUGUGACGUCCGUUGAGCACAGAAUCUUUAUAAACAGAAGAACGUCUUAUGAGUUGAUAUUUCUUUCGCUUGGCAUGCUAAUAAUCUAUGUGUACACUAUAAAAUUAAACACAUUUGCAAGAAGAAAAUACA
This is a messenger RNA of Pomacea canaliculata, 688 nucleotides long. RefSeq lists its product as uncharacterized. The transcript is spliced from 3 exons. Bases 16 to 546 code for a protein of 176 amino acids. NCBI's taxonomy places the organism in Eukaryota, Metazoa, Mollusca, Gastropoda, Architaenioglossa, Ampullariidae. The record is from RefSeq and is a predicted model, not a curated record.